AUGGCCACUGCCUCCCUUGGGGUGUUCCUCCUCCUGGCCUUCUGGGUCUUUGCUGCUGGCCAUGGAGGAGUUUGCAGCAGCAUUGUAGCUGCUGCAUGCUAUAUUUGGGGUGCUAUUAAAAUAAUUUGGGCAUGGACCUCUUUGCAGGCCAUUGCACAAUUCAUCAAAGACCUUGCCAUCCUUCUGGAUGCUCUCAAGCCUGCUCUCAAUGCUCUCAUGAUUGUUCUAGAGGAAAUGUGUGCGGUGGAGGAGAGGGGGAGGGCUUUGGGAGUAGGGGGAGCAGGAGUGGGAGUGGGAGGAGGAGUAGGAGCCAGAGUGGGAGGGAUGGGAUUGGGAGGAGUGGGAGUUGGUGUGUGA
This is a messenger RNA of Dacryopinax primogenitus, 357 nucleotides long. RefSeq lists its product as uncharacterized. The transcript has 2 exons. NCBI's taxonomy places the organism in Eukaryota, Fungi, Basidiomycota, Dacrymycetes, Dacrymycetales, Dacrymycetaceae. The record is from RefSeq and is a predicted model, not a curated record. Bases 1 to 357 code for a protein of 118 amino acids.